AAUGCCAAACCUGCUUGUUCUGAUCCUGACACCCUCCGCUGUGCUGGUGCUGGUGCUGGUUUUGGGCAUCAUCAUCAUCAGAUGCAGGAUGAGAAGAGCAUCGUCGGAGAAGAGCAGAGCAGCCUGGGCCAUGGAGAGGAAGAGGGACAAGGACCUCCAGGUCACUGCAAACGGGGAGCAAGCAGCCACUUCCAAUAACAUCUACGUGAACAGGGAGUGGGAGCUCAGCUCACCUGAGGAUGACUAUGAGAACAGCCCAGCCAAGUGGCAGCGGGACGAUGGGGUAUUGCCGGGCUGGGGCUGGCUCCUUCUCCCAGUUUGCCAGGCUCCGGUUGUCCCCAGGGAGGUCAGUGCCCAGGCGGGGCAGAUGCUUUCCCUCCACCGCUGGUACCCGCGGGGCUACGAGGGCAACUGCAAGUACUGGUGCGGGGGGGCCAGCCGGGACUCCUGCCGCAAGGUGGUGGAGGCGGCAAGCAGGGAAGUGGUCCAGCAGCACGGCCGGGUCUCCAUCCAGGACAACCACAUCUUCUGCGUGGUCCUGCUCACCAUGAAGGAUGUCUGCGAGGUGGAUGCUGGGAGGUACUGGUGCGGGGUCGAGAGGACAGGCAGGGACCUGAUGGAGCUGGUGACAGUGAGGGUGGUCCCGGGCAGGAUGGUGGAGCUGCCGGUUACAGGCAGCAGCGAGCACUAA
Balearica regulorum gibbericeps (East African grey crowned-crane) is the source of this 691-nucleotide messenger RNA. The record is from RefSeq and is a predicted model, not a curated record. NCBI's taxonomy places the organism in Eukaryota, Metazoa, Chordata, Aves, Gruiformes, Gruidae.